CACAGCCUGUUUUUAUCAGUGGUGCAUCAGGAGCCCAAUGGAACUUUUUUUUUUCAUAUUAACCACACACACAGUUUGCAUAUAUAUUUGCACGAAAGAAGUCAGGCAACAGCACACACAGUGUGGAUACAACCAGAGUGUGACAAGACUUUUUACUUUAAAAGAAAACAGGAUGGAAUUUGAAAACUUGACCCCCUGGCCAAGUGCUACUACUAAAUGAAACAUUAAAAAGGGGGGGGACAAUCCAAGAAAAAAAUUUCUCAGAAAGGCCAACUGCUGAGCAUGACAGAGACUGAAUUACUCAUUAGAAGUGACCUCUCCAGGACAGAUCGGAGGCAUAUGGAGAAUGAGCCCAAAUAUUUGUUGUCUUUGUAAGCUAUUCAGAGAAGACGAAAAUGGGAUCACUUCUAAAGUGUCAUUGGAGGAAGUGCUACAGUGGUCCCAAUCUUUUGAAACGCUGAUGACUACUAAAUAUGGGCCUAUAAUCUACAAGACCUACCUGAAGACAGAAUACAGUGAUGAGAACAUUGAAUUCUGGCUUGCAUGUGAAACUUACAAGAAGAUUGAAUCACGGAGGAAAAGGAUUUCUGUGGCCAGGAGAAUUUUUAAAAAUUACAUUCAGCCCCAGGCGCCUAAAGAGAUUAACAUUGAUAGUCCUGCAAGGGAAGCUAUUAUCAGGAAUAUUCAAGAACCAACUCAAUCCUGUUUUGAUGAAGCUCAGAGAAUAGUUUACAUGCACAUGGAAAGGGAUUCAUAUCCCAGGUUUCUUGGAUCAGAAAUCUAUCAGAAACUCAAACACAGGCCUUCAGACUGACAGCAAUGACUCAAUACAUUAAAGAGGGAGAUUAAGGAUUUAGCAGAAGAGACUUCCUUCUGGUUUAUUAAUGUUUUCAAAUGGUAAAAGAAGAACAGAAGAAAUCAGGCAAUGGAUGAAUUUUCCUUACAAAGAAUGGUAGUUUGUUCUUAUGCAGAUAUUAGAGCUGAACAUAAAAUACUUUCCACCCUCCACCUCCUCAGUGAAAUAUUUCAGCUUUAUGUCAAAAAAUUGAAAGCCACUUUUAGUUCACCUCAGUCUGUCUGGAAUUUAAAAAGUCAUUACGGGGAAGAAUCCUAGGACCCCACACACUUACCACAAUCCAUGGGAAAUUAGCUGCCUCUUGUCCUUCUCCUACCAGUCAGGGAAGACUAGUUCCACAUCUUCAUCAACAUCCAUCACUAUCCAAGGGAAGCCACCAUCUGUGUUAGAAAUAAAAGUGCUGCGGUUUAGAAUGAUAGUUACUGUACCGUAUUGUAAACUCUAUAAUUCACAAACUAAAAUUCAGCACAUUGCCCAGUUAAUCAGCUAAACAGUCUCAAGUGUAAAGAGAAACACAUGCACAUUACAUUUGAUUACACAAAAAAUACAUCAGUUUUCAGCAGGCUCCAAGGAUAGUUGUAAUUGUAUCCGGGGGUAUUUAAGCUACUGUGCAUUUUGUGCCCAAAUGCUCUUGGAUUAAUAAAGUAAGAUACAAAGCAGGUUGUUAAACCUUAGAGGAGAGAUAUGGAAUGCUUUUGUUUAAUAAGUCAUGUUGGGAACAGCUUCAUAAAUCUGGCUAGCCAGGUGCAGAUGGUAGAAAAUAAACACCUAGAUUAGUUCUGCAUGACUUGUGUUUUCACAGCGCCGUACGACGUUUAUUAUGGAUAGCCCUAUAUUUCAUGCCACUCACAUUUUGGCAGAUUCACCUGAUCUGCCUGUUCACUGCACUAUUCAAAGUAUAGCUUUUGCUCCUUUAUAAUUAGAUUGUUUACAUCACUAUCAGGCCCUCACACAACAAACGUAUCCAAAUGAAAACAUUUCUUGUAAAUCUUUCAUAUAUAAAACCUAGAGGGGAAACAAUGGACUAC
This is a messenger RNA of Chrysemys picta bellii (western painted turtle), 1884 nucleotides long. It is a transcript of the gene RGS13, whose product is annotated as regulator of G protein signaling 13. NCBI's taxonomy places the organism in Eukaryota, Metazoa, Chordata, Testudines, Emydidae. The record is from RefSeq and is a predicted model, not a curated record.